Molecule: messenger RNA, 846 nt
Organism: Hydatigera taeniaeformis
Lineage: Eukaryota; Metazoa; Platyhelminthes; Cestoda; Cyclophyllidea; Taeniidae
Source: the annotation of a GenBank genome assembly
AUGUUGGCGCUUGCACGUACCAGUAUGUCACUGGGCGAGGUGCUUAUCCGCGAUGCUUACAUUGUUUCCAAUAUUCCAUUAUCUAGGGUAUUCUUCUGCAGCGCUUUCUUUAGAAUGGAAGGAGGAAAGUUGGAAAUCGACGAACACGAUGAGACAACACAGGCUGCCGUCACCUCCAUCGUUACCCAUGCUAACCUGCCACAAUCACUUUUCCUUCCCUUUCAAAUGAUGGAGAGUCUUUUAGAAAAAUUAAAACUUUUGGAUUAUGAGCAAUUCUACUGUUCUCGUAAUCGGAUCAAGGGGUUUUCAAAGCUUUAUUUCGUUAUUCCCACAAAUCCGGGCGAACAAUUCAAUGCCUUCGUAGGCCUGGCUACAUGGCUCAUCAACGAAGCCGGAUUUUUAAUGGAAAUUCCACAGGAAUACGAUGAUCCUAAUGCCACAAUCGCAAACAUCCUUGAUUCUCUUCGAUCAUUGGUGGGACAGGCACCCGAGUUUCCGCCUUCAAAGCUAAAAUCUGGUUGUGGGGACUAUUGCAUACAUGUGCUCGAUUUGUUGGCCGACGUGGCUAUAAAGCAUAAAUGCACUGUUUUCGAACUACCACGGCUGGAUGAAAGAGAUGAUACGGAAGGUGGUGCUUCUAUAAUUGAGAAUGCAACAUUCUCAGCAUCGGAGGAAGGUGACUUGGUGGAGUGGACAGGAAAUAAGGUCUGCGUAGAUGGAACUAGGUCUGAAAUACGACCCGGCAUCAUAUGCGAUUCAGAAAUGGACGUAGACUCCGACAACGAUGAAAACGAUUUACCGGCGGCGAGUGCAGAGCGUAAGAUUGAAAAUGCAGUAAAAGUAUAA